AUGGUCAGCUCCUGUUGUGGCUCUGUCUGCUCUGAGGAGGGCUGUGGCCAAGGCUGCUGCCGCCCCAGCUGCUGUGUGUCCAGCUGCUGCAGACCCGCCUGCUGCCAGCCCAACUGCUGCAGACCCAGCUGCUGCAUCUCCAGCUGCUGCCAGCCCACCUGCUGCAGGCCCACCUGCUGCAGGCCCAGCUGCUGCAGACCCAGCUGCUGCCAGUCUGUGUGCUGCCAGCCCACUUGCUGCCGCCCCAGCUGCUGCAUUUCUAGCUGCUGCAGACCCCAGUGCUGUCAGUCUGUGUGCUGCCAGCCCACCUGUUGCCGCCCCAGCUGCUGCAGGCCUUCCUGCUGCCGUCCCAGCUGCUGCAUUUCCAGCUGCUGCAGGCCUUCCUGCUGCAGGCCUUCCUGCUGCCACCCCUGUUGCUGCCGUCCCAGUUGCUGCCGCCCCACCUGUUGCAUUUCUAGCUGCUGCAGGCCUUCCUGCUGCCACACCACCUGUUGUCGCCCCACCUGCUGUGUGUCCAGCUGCUGCAGACCCCAGUGCUGCAUCUCCAGCUGCUGCCGCCCAGCAUGCUCUAGCUGUUCCUGCUGCUGA
Messenger RNA from Chionomys nivalis (European snow vole), 588 nucleotides. RefSeq names its product keratin-associated protein 4-2-like. The transcript has 2 exons. Gene Ontology annotation, cellular component: keratin filament. The coding region runs from base 1 to 588 and encodes 195 amino acids. NCBI's taxonomy places the organism in Eukaryota, Metazoa, Chordata, Mammalia, Rodentia, Cricetidae. The record is from RefSeq and is a predicted model, not a curated record.